Populus trichocarpa (black cottonwood) is the source of this 1377-nucleotide messenger RNA. RefSeq lists its product as uncharacterized. Lineage: Eukaryota; Viridiplantae; Streptophyta; Magnoliopsida; Malpighiales; Salicaceae. The record is from RefSeq and is a predicted model, not a curated record. The coding region runs from base 612 to 1295 and encodes 227 amino acids. The transcript has 2 exons.
UCCUGACACAAGUGGGUAUUGCUCAGCCUAACCCAACACUGGUGACUUCUUUGAAAUUUUUUUGGAUUUAACUUGAUAAUCAAAGCUAACAAUACUGGGUCUAGCUACCCAGUAAUUUUUAGCAGAGGAACCAAUGCCCCCAGCACCAAUAGUUUACCCAAAAACACAGGGCUGCUUUGUGAAAUCCUAGUAUUAAACGGUGCCUGUCCCCGAGCCAAGUGUUAGUUUCCAGUCUUAUGGAUUCUUUGCGCCCUCUUUAGGGUUUGGUUUUGAUACCAUCAACCAUGGCUAUAAAUCGGUGAGAAUAGUAUAUUUGGAGCAUUAAGGAGACAAUACUGCCACCAUUGAUUGAGCUUCACUUGUUGAAGAGUGUAUGCUGGAGAAUGGUGGAAAAUGAUUUCAAACAUGUCAUCCGUCGGGGUUCAAGGUCGGCUUUUCUGAACAGAGCUUGUCAGUGGACAACUGUGAGCUCCCAAAGAGAAGGUUCUGUAGGGAAGGACAUGAUUCCAUUUGGGCAAUGAAAGAGUAUGGUGAUGCCAAAUCUUGGAUUAAGGUUUUCAAUAUUGACCAUUUGAAAGGUCGGGUUUCUGAUUUUGUUGGAUUUAAGAAAAAUGGUGAGAUGUUUUUACUGCUUGGAAUGGAGAGCUAAUUUCUUACUCGAAGACAAAAUGGGAGCUGUAGAAUUCGGGGCUCUAAAAUACUGGCUCCCACAGGUAAAUUUUACUUGGACUCAUGUGGAGAGUCUUGUCUUAUUGAAUGAAGCAAGUUCGACCUCAACUGACAAUUCUUCAGGCAAUGAAGCAACAAAGGAGCAUUCUUCCCAUGUUGCUGGUCUGGACAAGAACAAAAAGGAAAAGAAGAAGAAAGGGAUGAAGAUUAUGGAGGGUCCUGAAAUAGUGGAUGGAGAAAAUAGAGUUUUGGAGGGAGGUGCUUCAAGUUCUAGUGCUACUUCACGUGAUAUUGUCACUAAUGAAGGAAAUGGAAGGUCAAAAGAGCAUGAUCUCGGUGCUAAAAACAGGAAACAAACAGUGAAGAAGAAGAAUGGGAAGAACAACAUGGAGAGUGAUGAUGAAGCAAAUGAAUUGCCUGGGAAGCAUAAUUUUCACAGUUUAAUCUUGGUGGGACUGGAAUCGGAAAGUACAGUCUGUUAUUUUAGAUUUUAUAGUAUAUGGGCUGCUUCCUCUGUUAAAAAGCAAAUUAUCAGACGAAUGAAGGCAUCUUCCUUUUAUCAAACAUUGCAUGGUUGGCUUUGUAACAACUGUAUCAUCCUCAAGGAACUGGUUUUUCUUAAUUAGAAACCACCUGCUGGGCAAAAACAAAAUUACAAUUCUUUCACCUGGAGUUGAAGCCUCGUAACUCGCUACAUAAACAAACAAG